Cydia amplana is the source of this 3658-nucleotide messenger RNA. RefSeq names its product leucine-rich repeat neuronal protein 1-like. Gene Ontology annotation, cellular component: extracellular matrix. Gene Ontology annotation, molecular function: protein binding. The transcript is spliced from 8 exons. Lineage: Eukaryota; Metazoa; Arthropoda; Insecta; Lepidoptera; Tortricidae. Bases 593 to 2656 code for a protein of 687 amino acids. The record is from RefSeq and is a predicted model, not a curated record.
AGCACGUCGAGCGCAACGCUAAUUACAUUGUAUACACGGAAUGAAAUGCAAGCACAUGCAAGUGUACACGGCGACACCGCACCGGCCGACAGCGUAAGCUGAGGUAAUGUUCGUAAUAAUAAUACUUAUUUCAAGCUGAGGGUCCGCGAACCUCACGCAUGGCCCGAUGCGCCUAUUCGUUCUCUCCCGCUGCCUAUUCGCGCGGCCCCCUCAGUCGCUCGCCAGCUAACGCCGCAGGCGGACCUAUGUCUCUCGCAGAUUACCCCCGUUCGUAGUCUCCGACGAACAUAUUUUUAAUUGUUAAAAUAAACUGGUUUCCGUGUUCACGUGCCUGGUUCCCGGUUCCUGCUAACUGGAUCUCCUGUUUAUUCACUGCCAUUGUUUUUCUUUAGUGCAAAAUGUGAUGUUAUGUGUGUUCAACGAGCGUACCGUCCUGUGUAACGUUAGCCCAAAGUGAACUCAAUGGAUGUAAUGUGCUUUUGAAUUGAAAACGUUAAUCUUUUUGAUCCUUCGCAGCCGGAUUUUUCUCUGAGAUCCAGAGGAUGACAGUUACAUCUUCAUACAAACAGCUUUCCUGAUCGCUACCCCGGACAUGAUGACGAGUAAUCAGGACCCGAGGCUUUGCGAGAGGACAGGCGAACUUCAUGAGAACGAUAAACAGCACACGGUUGGCACGGAUGCUGUAAAGGCUGUUGAACAAGGCGUCAGAGUCAUGGUGACAGCGUGGCAAGUCAGCCGGCGGGUCGCCAACGUGCUCACCUCCAACGCCUUUAUUGUGGUGCUUAUAUCCUUGGAACUGCUAGCGUGGCGGAGCGGGGCGGCGGCACUGGCGAACUGCCCGAGCGGCUGCAGCUGCAACGACGACACCCUGGUGGUGGUCUGCGAGGAGAGCCGUCUGGACGUGCUGCCCAUCGCGCUCAACCCCUCCAUCCAGCGUCUCAUCAUACGCAACAACAAAAUCAAAACCAUCGACAGCUCCAUGCAGUUCUACGCAGAACUGCAACACCUCGACCUCUCCCAGAACCACCUUGUUAACAUUCCCGCUAAAAGCUUUGCCUACCAACGGAAAUUACAAGAGCUCCAUUUAAACCAUAACAAGAUAUCAUCAGUAACUAACACGACAUUCCAAGGCUUGAAUGCGCUAACGGUCCUCAACUUAAAACGAAAUUUCCUCGAGGAGCUGACGAACGGUGUGUUCUCGACUUUGCCAAGAUUAGAGGAACUGAACCUUGGUCAGAAUCGGAUAUCGAGGAUCGAACCAAAAGCAUUCGCUGGACUCACAGCUCUGAGGAUCCUGUACUUAGAUGAUAAUCAGUUGAGUUCUGUGCCUACGAUGUCCUUUAGUCUCUUGGGAAGCCUGGCUGAACUUCACGUGGGACUCAACGCUUUUUCGUAUCUGCCUGACGACACAUUCGCGGGUCUGAACCGCCUGGCUGUGCUCGACUUGAAUGGAGCCGGACUCUUUAAUAUAAGCGAGAACGCAUUCAGAGGCCUUCCAGGUCUUAGAAGUUUGAAUCUCUUCGGGAAUAGAUUAAGCGUAGUACCCACGCAGCAACUAGGUGGACUUACGAGAUUGGAAGAGCUGUACAUAGGCCAGAAUGAUUUCGUAGCUUUAGAAAGCCACUCGUUCAAAGGCUUGAAAAAUCUGAAACUCUUAGACAUUACUGGUGCUGCUCAGUUGGAGAGAGUCGAGAAAGGAGCUUUGGAGGACAACAUUAACUUGGAAACUAUCGUACUAGCCAAUAAUAAGAAACUAUCAGUGAUAGAAGAAGGUACUUUACUCGGAUUGCCUAAGCUUAAACAUGUUACGCUUAGAGACAACGCCAUUGUUACGAUCAGUGAAACCGUGUUCGUCGGAAAAGAACUGAGACAGCUGGAUAUCACCGACAAUCCCAUUGCCUGCGACUGCCAACUUCUUUGGCUGCAUGAAUUAUUGAACGAGAAGAGUAACUUCACUCAAAUCCAAUGCGCGGAGCCACUACAUUUGAAGGACAAGUACUUGCGUGCUAUAACCGCAGACGGUUUGGGCUGCGCCGUUCACGACACGCGGCAGCAAACCAUUAUAUGUGUCGUAGUAGUCGCCUGCGUGGCUAUCCUAGCAUCACUCGUGCUCGUGCUGUAUCGCUACCGCAAGAGCAUGCACGAGAAGCUCAAGGACUACAAAUGGAACAAGCGCGCGAUGCGCAAAGACUUGGAAUACCACAAACCCAUCUCCACCGAAGAGGACUGCAUCCUAGAGCUUUACGCCUCCCCCAGCGUGUUCUUCAUGUCGGGCCAGAACCAGGGCUCGGCGCGGCGAGCGCGGGGAGGCGGCGGCGGCGGCACGCUCCCCGCCAACGGCUUCACGUACAUCGGCGGCGACCGCCCGCCGCCGCUCACGCUCAACAACGGCGCGCCCGCGCUGCUCAACAACGGCUCGCUGCGCUCGUUGCCCGACAAGAACAACCGCAACGGCUUCGUGUGCCACGAGAACUUCCCGCGCGCGGACCGCUACUCCCGCAAGCAGGAGAACGGGUACAUUCGCAACUCGGAAACCAUUAUCGGGUUCCCGCGGACGCGCGACUACGACGACUACAGCGAGCCCGAGUACUCGGUGAUCGCGGAGGCCGAUCGCGACUAUCGCUCGUGCGCGCACUCCAACACCUUCAACUGUUGAGCCCGGGAGGCGCGAACUUUCAAUCGUUUGUGAUCUUGUAAUUCUAGCAAUAAAUCUUCAUUCCAUUAAGUUUUUCUAUGGAGGACCUUGUGAUGGGACUUAGUGUAGCGGUUAGUGACGUUUAGAACUUCGGGAUCGGUGUACGUGCGACCAGUGAGGACUAUGUAUCGUAUUCGGUUUAAGAGAGUACAUUAUUUGUAAAUUAUAAAUUUAAGUAGCGAUGGAUCUAUUUUUCGAUGGGUCGGAAGGGGCGGUUGGAAGUGAGACUUUCAUGAAGACGCCCGUCUGUACAGACUAGUCGCGUGCGGCAAGCGCCGCUGCCACGUCAGGUCGCCUUUGCGCUUUUAAGUUUUGCUUAAUACGACAUGGAAACGCAACUGAAUGAGAGGCGAAUAUUGUUAUCUCAUUCUAGCGGAUACAUCUGCGUUCCUACUUACGCGAAUAAAACUUACAAGUACAAAGGCGGGGUAAAUACAUCAUCAUCUAUGUGAUUUGUAAGUAUCCUACCGAUGGGUAGGGUGUACUUUUUAUUUGUUUUGUACAAAAACCAUUCCAUAAGUCUUUUUAAUGUCUAAUUUUUUAUUUAUAACGAAUAAAUUAAGUGUGCGUUAAAUAAGACACCAAUAUGAAUGAUAGGUAAUCCUAUUAUAGGAUUAAUAAAUGUAAAUAUAUUUAUACUAUAUUGAGAUAUUUAUAAAAUUUAAUACGAUCUUAUUCUUCUUAAAUUUUCAUAAAAUUAUUUCUGUAUUUCACUUACAUUAGUAUGACUAGUUUGUUUGCUAUGGACUGGUAUCGUAUUUCCUCCUCGUCACUAUUGUUAAUACACUGUAUUUCAUAUUAGGUACGGCAGCACCCACUUCUUACCUGUAUGUCUCACUUUUCGCUCAAAUCUCACAAACGCAUUUAUAAACUGACCUACCUACUUAAGUUUCAGUGAAAUUGUAGAUGCGGUAAAAUGGGGUGAUUUAGGAAUGAUGGGGCUAAGAUGGCAAAAUUUAAAAU